Coregonus sp. 'balchen' is the source of this 15585-nucleotide messenger RNA. NCBI's taxonomy places the organism in Eukaryota, Metazoa, Chordata, Actinopteri, Salmoniformes, Salmonidae. The record is from the annotation of a GenBank genome assembly.
GCAUGGCUGAAGCCCACCAGGCCGUGGCCUUCCAGUUCACGGUGACUCCGGAAGGCAUCGACCUGCAGCUGUCCCACCAGGCCCUCACAGAGAUCUACCUCUCAGGCCUGCGCUCCUGGAAAAAGAAGUUAAUCCGCCUCAAGGUACUGAACUUGUCUGUAGGCCUGUCGGUCUUUCUUUGAUGUCUGUCUGUCUUUCUCUUUCUUUUGGUAUAUGUCUCUCUCUAACUAGCCUGAAUGUACAUAUUCUCAGUCAAGCUUUCUGGGUUAUCGCUGUUGGUCUUUAUCGCCUGCUUAUCUGUUUCUGUCUGACUCCCUGUCCAUCUAUCUGUCUGUAAGGGGACAAAUUGCUCUGACAUGCUUAAACCUGACCUCCGCUAAGUGUAGGGCCUAGGCUAUCCCUUCAGACUAGCUCUCCGAGUUAACUCUGUCUGCCUUAAUUGCCUGCCUGUACACCUGUCUAUCUGCCUCCCGGUCCAUCUGUCUGUCUGUAAGCCUGUCUGCUCUACUGCACUACCACCUUUUCUUCUGUUUGCCUCUUAAGAUUGGUCCGUCUGUCUUUCUGUCUUCCUCGCUAUGCCUCCCUGUCUUCCUCGCUAUGCCUCCCUGUCUUCCUCUCUAUGCCUCCCUGACUUCCUCUCUAUGCCUCCCUGACUUCCUCUCUAUGCCUCCCUGUCUUCCUCUCUAUGCCUCCCUGUCUUCUUCUCUAUGCCUCACUGUCUUCCUCUCUAUGCCUCCCUGACUUCCUCUCUAUGCCUCCCUGUCUUCCUCUCUAUGCCUCCCUGUCUUCCUCUCUAUGCCUCCCUGUCUUCCUCUCUAUGCCUCCCUGUCUUCCUCUCUAUGCCUCCCUGACUUCCUCUCUAUGCCUCCCUGACUUCCUCUCUAUGCCCCCUGUCUUCCCUCUCUAUGCCCCCCUGUCUUCCUCUCUAUGCUCCCUGGUUAGAUUACAUCACAUGGUUUCUGCACAACAGCAUCCGUACGUCUCUACUAUGCCAUGUCUUGGAUGUGUAUAAUAAUCAUAUCACAAAUGGCAAAAGGGAACAUACUGCUCUGACACUCUUAAAUGUCAUGCUGUUCAGCAGAGGUCAGGUUUAACGUCACAGUACUGCUGAAUGGUAGAGAGCUAGAAUGUAAACGGCCAGCAGCGUCACAUUUAUCGAAUCUGUUUGGGUAAACAUGCCCUCCGGGUGCCCACGUUAGUACCAACACAUGCACACGCGCUGUGUUUGUCACAACUCAAUGCCGGCAUGCAUUCAUCCCUGUUCUGUUCUUCUCCAUCUUAACUUUGACGGUGUCUCUGUCUGUCCCGUCACUAGUGCUGGAGAUAAGCUUGGGGAGAUUGUGGGGUUUUGCUUUUAAAAUCAGGCCAAGUUCCGUAGUAGUAGCUGCUAAGAUCAUUAUCCAACGCCCUCGUUGAAUAAUAUGCGGUGUUGACAUGGCUGGGAAGUUGAUUGGGUUUUGAAUGGGUGUCAUGGGUUGUGUUCAUUAGGGCAUGCAACGUAAAACGAAAAUGAUUAAAGUAUGUAUUUUUUUGUCCAUAAAGUCCUUCCCUUUUUCAGUUAGUUUUCUUCCGCCUUAAUGACCAAACUCUUGUCCCCUCUUCCCCAACAGAAUGGUGUGAUAACAGGGGUGUACCCCGCCAGUCCCUCCUCCUGGCUGUUUGUGGUCAUCGCCAUCCUGGCCACCAUGUACAUGCGCUCCGACCCCUCCAUGGGUCUCAUCGCCAAGAUCCAGGAGCACCUACCUGUCAGGUAGCUAGCACCAGCAACCAACCGUGCACAGACACUCCACUGUCUUCAAAGUCUAUAAAUAUCGCUUAAAGACUGGUAUUGAAAUAAAAUAUUUCCCUUUUCUCAGAUGUUUUCACCAAAUCAUUUAAAUCUUUCUCUCUCUCCUCUUUCUCCUCUCUCUGACCCGCUCCCCCUAUUUCUCCCUCCCUCUCUCCCCCUCUUUCAUUCUCUAAUUUAAUUCAUUCCUCCCUCCCAGUCAGUCUCUGAGUGCCCAGUGCCAGACGGUGGUGUCGGCGGUGCUGUUCAGCACGCUGCUCUGGCUCUCCCUCAUCUUCACCAUGCGCAUGUGCCUCAAGCAGCUGCUCUCCUACCACCGCUGGAUGUUCGAGCAGCGCGGCAAGAUGUCCAACACCACCAAAGUCUGGGUGGUCAGUACCUCUCUUCCUCACCUUCUCCUGUGUGUGUGUGUACACCGUGCAUCUGUAGAGAUUCCUGCCAACAAUUGAAAAUCAAAUCAUUGUAUUUGUCAUAUGCACACAAUACAGCUUAGUGUACAUUGUACAAUGAAAUGCUUACUUGCAAGCUCUCCUCUCAAUUAGUUUUGUCUAAAUUAUCUUUCUACCUCAUUGCAAUCAGUGUAAAAAGUGAUUAGAUAGAUUGGAAAAGAAUCACCCUGCUAGCUAGAUUAAAAGCUGUAGUAUUUCAAGGUGGUUGUAGGAGAGCUUGAGAAAGCGGCUGCAUUUUACCCCCGGACUCCGGCUGACUGUGUGUGUGUGUGUGUGUGUUAUAGGCGCUGGUGCGGAUCUUCUCAGGCAGACAGCCUCUGCUCUACAGCUACCAGGGCUCUCUGCCAAACCAGCCUGUGCCGGCCGUCAAAGACACGGUCAAGAGGGUGAGACACUGAAUUUCAAUAAAGAUUGAAUUGAAUUUUACAAAAGCGUUUACAAAAGAUACAACGUAUCUGCUCACCAGAUAUUCACACUUGACAAAGACUAACCUAACGUAGCACUGAAACGCCUGAAACUACAUCCCCUAUAUACUGGUCUUGACGAGAAGGAAAAAAACUGUUGGGAGGUUCUCUUUUGCACUGUUCAACCAACCCAGUAAAUGUGGAGGAGGAGUUAAGAUGGAGUGUCGCUUUGUUAAUGUCCAAAAGCGGAAGUUGCAUCACAGGCUCUCUUUCUGUUUCCCCUGAAACCCGGAACUUCCGGUUGUUGGGACCUCUAGACAAAGACAAACGCAUGUUGGAAGUUGCCAUCAUCUCUCCCUCCGCUCGCUUGAUUUCUCUCUCUCUCUCUACACCUCUCUCUCUCUCUCUCUCUCUCUCUCUCUCUCUACACCUCUUCACCUCUUUCUCUCUCUCUCUCUCUGUCUCUCUACACCUCUCUGUCUCUCUCUCUCUCUCUCUCUCUCUCAGUAUUACUGAACUUCUAACACUCCAUUAUACUCCCAUCACACGUUAGUUACAUUCCCUCUGUGCAUUCAGUUUUGUUGUAUGUGGGAUAAUGUUCUGUGUCAACUGCAUAAUGUUAUAAUGAUGUAUAUAGUAGUAUAAUGUUCUGUGUGUUUAAUGUUCACCUCUCUCCGUUUCUCUGCAGUAUCUGGAGUCGGUGCGGCCGCUGAAGACCCCUGAUGAGUUUGAACGCAUGACGUCGCUGGCCACUCAGUUUGAGAGCAGCCUGGGGAACCGGCUACAGUGGUACCUCAAACUCAAGGCUCUCUGGGCUUCCAACUACGUAAGUAACCCCCUAUAUGUACACUUUGGCUAUGGCUGUGUCCAAAAACGUUACGAGCUGUCGAAUCCUUGCUUCCUCUGGCCUUCCUUAUUGGAGGAGGUCUGAUGGAGGAUUCUUGGAUCCUCUCCUCCAAUGAGCUUUAAGAGAGCAGGAGGUGAGACAAAGGUCGGAGGAAGCAAAGAUUUGACGGCUGGUAAUGUUUUAAGUCAUUGAUGACAAUAGAUGCGCAUAAAAAAAUCUCAUGAACAAUGUAGAUCUUUGUCGGAGGCCAUUUUGAAUUAUUCAUUGUAAUGGAUGUGAUGAGGGUGUGUGAGGGCUGUGGCCCUGGACAGGAUGUUGCGUGGUUGUGUCACAGAGGAUUUCUAUGGGGUGUAUUCAUUAGGGUACUUCGUAAAAAAAACAUUUUGGAAUGGAUCAAGAAAACAACCAUUUCUUAUUGGACAACAUCAGAUGGUACCUCCCUGUUGUCCAUUUUGUGUCUACUGAACACGUCCCUGGUGGUGUGUUUUUCCCUUUCAGGUGAGCGACUGGUGGGAGGAGUACAUCUACCUGAGAGGACGGAGCCCUAUCAUGGUCAACAGCAACUACUACGGCAUGGUACGUAUCAACAAAUUAUCGAAUACUCCCCACGUUCUGUCUGCUAAUAGCUGAGGUGUGUUCAGUGAGGUGAAACGUUCACAACGUUGCAGAUAGAAAUGGAAUAAAUAGAGCAAACACGAUUCCCUAUUCUACUUGAACGAUGACCAUGGUUUGGUCCAUUAAACAACAUAUAUAUUUAUAACAGUACCCCUACAGUCCAAAAAGCACUUGAUAAACUUGAAAUACUCUCAAAUAAAUCAUUGCCACCUUUCAUGGAAAUGGGGAAGGCGUUUCACAUACUAAUAGUAUUUUCUGGUUUGUCACUAGCAAUGCUUAUUUGCGUUGUCAAGACGGUCACUCUCCCUUUCUCUCACACGCUCUGUCUCUCCCCCUCUCUCUCCCCAGGACUUCUUGUAUGUGACGCCCACCCCCAUCCAGGCUGCCAGGGCAGGCAACACCCUCCAUGCCUUCCUCAUGUACCGCAGGAAGCUCAACAGAGAGGAGCUCAAGCCUGUGAGUUCAACAACCAGUCAACCUCCACCAUUAACGCGUGAUAGGGCCUGGAGUUUUACCUGGGUCAUAUUCAUUAGGGCACGCAAUGGAAAACGUUUAAAAACGUUUUACAAUAUAAUAUACUUUUUUUAAAGUCCAGAUAGUCCUCCCUGUUUCUGUCCAUUUUCUUCCAUUUGAUGCCCAAUGAAAAACUGAGCCCUAUGCAUGAAAAUACCAUUGGCCUUUGAACGUCAUGCAUUGUUCAGUGAAUACCAUAUAUAAUUCAUGGUAUUGCCUCGAUGGCUGCUGUGUGAUCACGGUAGGUUUGGUGCACCAAUCAGCAAGCUUCAUUUGACUACUAGGGGUGUGCCGAGUAGUCAGACAAAAGAGGUAUCAUAACGGAUAUGGGCAAUUUUCUGGAUACGAUUAUGAUCAGAGUAUUUUUUUUGAUCGGAGGGUGUUUUUUUGGAGUGCCAGCAAGCAUCUUUCUCCUGUCAGCCAAUCAGAGUUUCUAAACCAUACUGUCUUUGAGUCAGUCAUGUGCAUAGUCUAAAUAACAGGCUAGUUUGCCUUUCUGUACAGAUCAGGGCGGGCUGUAUGUUGAUGCUGCUGCUCUGAUUGGAAUAGAGUGAACCUGUAUUUUCACCGUCCACUCGCUUCAUAAUUUCACCCGAGCACUUUUCCUCGCAGGUUUUCGGUCUGAUCAUUUAGAUUGCUGCUGCCUGCUACUAUGAUACAUCACAAGGCGAGGACGUUUGCUAUCAAUGUGCGUAAUAUCUAACAAGUGGGGCAAGGGUAGGGGGAAAAUAUAUGAAACGCUAAUGCCCAUUCUGACUGAGUUUUUUGCAGUGACAGCGUGCAGGGAGGUAUUUUGCCAACAUCUAUUUAGGCAUAUUAAAACACUUUUUUCCGAUCCGACUAGCAACUGACAACUUACGGAUACGAGUAUGGCCAUGUCGGCACACCCCUAAUCAAAACCCUCUAAACUCAUUUUACAUAUGGGCCUGUGCCAAGGUGUGUACAUGUUUUUAUUGUGAUUACUUUUAAAUACAUACCGAUCUAGGAAAGAUGUGUUGAGUAUGAACUCAUCCAUGUGUGUUUGUCUGUUUACAUUUUGAGUGUGUGCUGGUGUGGACUGAUCAUGUUCGUGUGUGAGCUGCAUCAAUCCAUCCGUCCAUUUUGUUAUAGCUCCCUCCGUGUGUAGAGGUUUGAUUUUCCAGUUUAUUUGAAACCCAUUCCCUCUCAUGGUCUCAUACCAUCCCCAUCUCUCCUCCCUACCCCCACACUCUGUACCUUCCCUUGGCCUUUCUUUCUCUCUUUUCUUUUCCUGUCCUUCUCCCUCUGAUCUGAACUCUCGCUCUGUGGUCUGAACUCUCGCUCUCUCUCGCUCUCUGGUCUGAACUCUCGCUCUCUCUCUCUCUCUCUCUGGUCUGAACUCUCACUCUCUCUCUCUGGUCUGAACUCUCACUCUCUCUCUCUGGUCUGAACUCUCGCUCUCUCUCUGGUCUGAACUCUCGCUCUCUCUCUGGUCUGAACUCUCGCUCUCUCUCUGGUCUGAACUCUCGCUCUCUCUCUGGUCUGAACUCUCGCUCUCUCUCUGGUCUGAACUCUCGCUCUCUCUCUGGUCUGAACUCUCGCUCUCUCUCUGGUCUGAACUCUCGCUCUCUCUCUGGUCUGAACUCUCGCUCUCUCUCUGGUCUGAACUCUCGCUCUCUCUCUGGUCUGAACUCUCGCUCUCUCUCUGGUCUGAACUCUCCGCUCCUCUCUGGUCUGAACUCUCGCUCUCUCUCUGGUCUGAAACUCUCGCUCUCUCUCUGGUCUGAAACUCUCGCUCUCUUCUGGUCUGAACUCUCGCUCUCUCUCUGGUCUGAACUCUCGCUCUCUCUCUGGUCCUGAACUCUCGCUUCUCUAUGGUCUGAACUCUCGCUCUCUCUCUGGUCUGAACUCUCGCUCUCUCUCUCUCUCUGGUCUGAACUCUCGCUCUCUCUCGCUCUCUGGUCUGAACUCUCGCUCUCUCUCUCUCUCUCUGGUCUGAAACUCAUUCCUCUGUGUGCAGCUCAGUGUGAGAGGAUGUUCAACACCACACGCACUCCUGGAGAGGAGACCGGUAAACACAUAUGUAGAGUCAUCUACAUCAAUACACACUUCUGAACACAGUACCUGUAUGUACAAUACAUGCCUCGCGUUCAAAGCACACAUUAACACAGACCUAUAGGUUUUACUGUACACAUAUCAGUAGCCAUUCAAAUAAGACAGUGCUUUUCAAACUUUUUUACUCAAGCCCCCCUUUCAUCAUGGAGGAAGGGUUAUUUGGAGAGGGUAGCCAUACCAUAACUGACUGGACAUUUGCAGUAAUGUGUGUGGUCUCCUGUCCAUUGCAUGAAGAGAGGGGUGUUUGUACUUCACACAGUCACAAAAUGUCCGCCACAAAACUGGUCUGUCAUCUUUCACUGUCUUUCAUCCUUCCUGUUUCAAGUCUGUUGUCUGUGCCGUCACUCUGGAAAGGGCUUGCCUCUAACUGACUUCUCUUUUAUCUAUCCACUUUUAUAUUUGUUUGGUUCACCUCUUUCCUUUUCAUUAUUCCCACCUGUUCUGUUGUUAUUCCUCUCUUUCCUUUCACUUGGUCCCUUGUUUUUGUCUGUCAUCCCAUUGUUUCCUCUCCUCUAUCCUCCCCAUAUUUCUUUGUUUUUUCUAUCGCUCAGUGGUUGUUGAUGUCUUCGGUUCCUUGCUGUUCCUAUCAGUUUGAGAGGAUGUUUGACUCUUGUCGAAUCCCCGGGACGAUCACAGGUAUUAACACUUCCUCAAUACAUGUAGGUUGCGUCUCAUAUGGCACCCUUUUCCCUAUAUAGUGCACUACUUUUGACCAGGGCCCAUAGGGAAUAUGGUGCCAUUUGGGACACACAAGUAGUAUCCCUGUCCUUGUAUCUCCCAUGUGUUGUGACAUCCCUCUGCAAAGUCCCUGCGUUUACCACCGCGCCAUUGCCCGGUUACAAACAGGAGCCCUUAUUUUAUAAAUCAGUCCAGUAUUUAAUAAUUCCCCACCUGCUUGGUUUAUGUUGACAAUGACAAUGGAUAGCCUGUUUAUAGUGCUCUUCACUAGGUAUUGAAGCGCUUGACUAGGAUUUACUACCCAAUUGUUGUAGUAAAACAUUUACAAGUUAUCAACAAAUCACUUUGAUAUACAGUACCAGUCAAGAGUUUGGACACACCUACUCAUUCAAGGGUUUUUCUUUAUUUUUACUAUUUUCUACGUUGUAGAAUAAUAGUGAAGACAUCAAAACUAUGAAAUAAAACAUGGAUUCAUGUAGUAACCAAAAAAGUGUUAAAUAAAUCAAAAUAUAUUUUAGAUUUUAGAUUAUUCAAAGUAGCCACCCUUUGCCUUGAUGAAAGCUUUGCACACUCUUGGCAUUCUCUCAACCAGCUUCAUGAGGUAUUCACCUGGAAUGCUUUUCCAACAGUCUUGAAGGAAUUCCCACAUAUGCUGAGCACUUGGUGGCUGCUUUUCCUUCACUCUGCAGUCCAACUCAUCCCUACCCAUCUCAAUUGGGUUGAGGUCGGGGGAUUGUGGAGGCCAGGUCAUCUGAUGCAGCACUCUCCUUCUUGGUCAAAAAGCCCUUACACAGCCUGGAAGUGGGUUUUGGUUCAUUGUGCUGUUGAAAAACAAAUGAUAGUCCCACUAAGAGCAAACCAGAUGGGAUGGCGUAUCGCUGCUGAAUGCUGUGGUAGUCAUGCUGGUUAAGUGUGACUUGAAUUCUAAUUAAAUCACUGACAGUGUCACCAGCAAAGCACCAUCACUCCACCACCUCCGUGUUACACGGUGGGAACCACACAUGCGGAGGUCAUCCGUUCACCUACUCUGCGUCUCACAAAGACACGGCGGUUGGAACCAAAAAUCUCAAAUUUGGACUCAUCAGACCAAAGGACAGAGUUCCACCGGUCUAAUGUCCAUUGCUCGUGUUUCUUGGCCCAAGCAAGUCUCUUCUUCUUAUUGAUUGCCUUUAGUAGUGGUUUCUUUGCAGCAAUUCGGCCACGAAGGCCUGAUUCAUGCAGUCUCCUCUGUACAGUUGAUGUUGAGAUGUGUCUGUUACUUAAACUCUGUGAAGCAUUUAUUUGGGCUGCAAUUUCUGAGGCUGGUAACUCUAAUGAACUUAACCUCUGCAGCAGAGGUAACUCUGGGUCUUCCUUUCCUGUGGCGGUCCUCAUGAGAGCCAGUUUCAUCAUAGCGCUUGAUGGUUUUUGCGACUGCACUUGAAGAAACUUUCAAAGUUCUUGAAAUUUUCCGGAUUGACUGACCUUCAUGUCUUAAAAGUAAAGAUGGACUGUCGUUUCUCUUUGCUUAUUUGAGCUGUUCUUGCCAUAAUAUGGACUUGGUCUUUUACCAAAUAGGGCUAUCUUCUGUAUACCAACCCUACCUUGUCACAACACAACUAAUUUGGCUCAAAUGCAUUAAGAAGGAAAGAAAUUCCACAAAUUAACAAGGCACACCUGUUAAUUGAAAUGCAUUCCAGGUGACUACCUCAUGAAGCAGGUUGAGAGAAUGCAAAGGGUGGCUACUGUGAAGAAUCUAAAAUAUAUUUUGAUUUGUUUAACACUUAUUUGGUAAAUAUAUGAUUCCAUAUGUGUUAUUUCAUAGUUUUGAUGUCUUCACUAUUAUUCUACAAUGUACAAAAUAGUAAAAAUAAAGAAAAACCCUUGAAUGAGUAGGUGUGUCCAAACCUUUGACUGGUACUGUAAUUUAAAGCUGAUUUUAGGGACUUGCGUCACAUCGUAUUUGAAUUCCUGGUGGGAAUUAUUAGCUACUGGACGAUUUGCUACCGCUUUAUUUCCCUUUGCUAAAUACACACUCUCAAACCAAAUCUUUCAGUUUAUUGAUUUGAGCUGAAACUACAAUAAGAACCUGCAGAUGUAAGCGCCCUCCAAUGGCCAGAAUUGUAAACCUGUACCAUUGCUUUGUCAUGACUAUAAAAUAUUGUCCCCUACUCUGGCAAUUUGUUUCCCACUUCAAUCUUCUUUUCCAGCCAGCAAACACUGUGAGCAAGUGGGGCUUUUGACAUUGGCAUUACUGAUAUCAAUAUAGGUCCUGUAUUAUUGUUCCGUGAUGGUCAUGUUGAAAGCUCCCUUGUCUACAGCUGGUCCUGUAGUGUCCAGUCAGUUACUCCUUCCUCUGUAGGCUGUCAGUCUCCCUCCCUUUCCUCACCCUCUGCCCCUGUCCAUCUGCUCCAAGGCAUCUGUACUAUAACUCUCUCUCUUCCCUCCCACUUUCUGUCUCUUCCCUCUCUCCCCUUUCUCUCUCUCUCCCUCUUCCCCUCUCUCCCUCUUCCUGUGUGUAGACACGGUGCAGCACUGGCAGGAUAGUGACUAUGUGGCGGUGUACCACCGGGGGCGCUACUUCCGCCUGAGGAUGUACUCGUCUAGCCGGCCGCUGUCACCACGAGAGAUCGAGUCACAGCUCCAGAGGAUCCUGGAUGACCCGUCGCCCCCCUCCCCGGGAGAGGAGAAGCUGGGGGCCCUGACGGCUGGAGACAGGUGAGUCAUAGAUGUUUUGGUAAAUAUACAGUCAACUGAUUGAUAGCAGUGGCUCAAAACAUCCCCUAUGGAAAAUAUCUGGGUUGUGUUCAGUAGGGCACACCAUAGCAAAACCGUUUGCAACGGAAUAUGAAAAAUCGGUCUUCUUAUUGGACAGGUUCCGGUAGUACCUCUCUGUUUCACUCAGUCUGGAAACGUUUUCCACCUACUGAACAUGACCCAGGUCUGUGUGCCUGGCUGUACCUGUCCCUCCUAAGCAAUAUCUUUUGUUUCUCAGAAUUCCCUGGGCUAAGGCCAGGAAGGAAUACUUCAGCUCGGGCGUGAACAAGCGGUCGCUCGACUGUAUCGAGAAAGCAGCGUUCUUUGUGACCUUGGACGAUGACGAGCAAGGCGUGAUGGGAGAAGACUCAGCUGCUAGUCUGGACCGUUACGCCAAGUCCCUGCUCCACGGGAAGUGUUACGACAGGUGAGUCAUCCAGACUAAUGGUUUCCACACUGUUAAGACAUUGUAAGGUAGCUAGUUACCUUUAAAAAAAAAAAAAUAAAGCUUAUUUCCAGCCAUAGAGAUGGAUAGAGGGCGCACUUGCCACAAAGCCAGUUUUAGCAUGUUUCAUUCAUUAUUUUCCUUUAAUACCUCAAUGAAAUAAGGUCUAUCCUCCUCAAUCACUCACAUGGUUCUACCCUUGUUAGAGUUAUCGUUGGUUAUCACAGUUGUGCACACUGUCCUCUUUUUGCCAGGUGGUUUGACAAGUCUUUCUCCGUGGUGAUCUAUAAAAACGGGAAGAUCGGUCUGAACGCUGAGCACUCAUGGGCCGAUGCACCGGUGGUAGCACACUUAUGGGAGGUACGAUAUAACAAUAGAUAGAUGUAUAUGAAUAUACAGAAAACCAGCAGACUCCGGACCUCGUAGGGUAAGAGUUUUUAUUUAUUUUUAUAUCUAAAUAUAUUCCAAACGUAUGUACAAUGUAUAUACCAGGGGUACUCAACUCUUACUCUACGAGGUCCGGAGCCUGCUGGUUUUCUGUUUUACCUGAUGUCCCAGGUCUAAAUCAGUCCCUGAUUAGAGGGAAACAACGAAAAAAUGCAGUGGAACUGGCUUCGAGGUCCAGAGUUAAGUUUAAGGGGUAUAUACAAUAUAUACACUACCGUUCAAAAGUUUGGGGUCACUUAGAAAUGUCCUUGUUUUCCAUGAAAACAUACAUGAAAUGAGUUUGAAUAGGAAAUAUAGCAAAAUGCAUAGGAAAUGUAGUCAUUGACAAGGUUAGAAAUAAUGAUUUUUACUUUCGUCAAAAGAAUCCUCCAUUUGCAGCAAUUACAGCCCUGUAGACCUUUGGCAUUCUAGUUGUCCAUUUGUUGAGGUAAUCUGAAGAGAUUUCACCCCAUGCUUCCUGAAGCACCUCCCACAAGUUGGAUUGGCUUGAUGGGCACUUCUUACGUACCAUACGGUCAAGCUGCUCCCACAACAGCUCAAUAGGGUUGAGAUCCGGUGACUGUGCUGGCCACUCCAUUAUAGACAGAAUACCAGCUGACUGCUUCUUCCCAAAAUAGUUAUUGCAUAGUUUGGAGCUGUGCUUUGGGUCAUUGUCCUGUUGUGGGAGGAAAUUGGCUCCAAUCAAGCGCCGUCCACAGGGUAUGGCAUGGUGUUGCAAAAUGGAGUGAUAGCCUUCCUUCUUCAAGAUCCCUUUUACCCUGUACAAAUCUCCCACUUUACCACCACCAAAGCAGACCAUAACAUUGCCUCCACCGUGCUUGACAGAUGGCAUCAAGCACCUCUCCAGCAUCUUUUCAUUUGGUCUGCGUUUCACAAAUGUUCUUCUUUGUGAUCCGAACACCUCAAACUUCGAUUCGUCUGUCCAUAACACUUUUUUCCAAUCUUCCUCUGUCCAGUGUCUGUUUUCUUUUACCCAUCUUAAUCUUUUCUUUUUAUUGGCCAGUGUGAGAUAUGGCUUUUUCUUUGCAACUCUGCCUAGAACGUCAGCACCCCGGAGUCGCCUCUUCACUGUUGACGUUGAGACUGGUGUUUUGCGGGUACUAUUUAAUGAAGCUGCCAGUUGAGGACCUGUGAGGUGUCAGUUUCUCAAACUAGACACUCUAAUGUAUUUGUCCUCUUGCUCAGUUGUGCACCGGGGCCUCCCACUCCUCUUUCUAUUCUGGUUAGAGCCAGUUUGCGCUGUUCUGUGAAGGGAGUAGUACACAGCGUUGUACGAGAUCUUCCGUUUCUUGACAAUUUCUCGCAUGGAUAGCCUUCAUUUCUCAGAACAAGAAUAGACUGACGAGUAUCAGAAGAAAGUUAUUUGUUUCUGGCCAUUUUGAUUCUGUAAUCGAACCCACAAUUGCUGAUGCUCCAGAUACUCAACUAGUCUCAAGAAGGCCAGUUUUAUUGCUUCUUUAUUCAGCACAACAGUUUUCAGCUGUGCUAACAUAAUUGCAAAAGGGUUUUCUAAUGAUCAAUUAGCCUUUUUUAAAUGAUCAACUUGGAUUAGCAAACACAACGUGUCAUUGGAACACGUUUCCAGCUACAGUAGCCAUUUACAACAUAACAUGUCUAUGACCCGUAUUUCUGAUUCAUUUGUAUGUUAUUUGAAUGGGGAAGAAUGUGCUGUUUCUUUCAAAAACAAGUGACAUUUCUAAUGACCCAUACUUUGAACGUUGUGUUUUAUAUGUAUGUAUGUAUAUAUAUAACCUAUACUGAAUAAAUAAGUUAAUUCAUUUUUCUUAGCGAAUUGUCUGUCUGUUUUCAGUAUGUGUUGGCCACAGACAGUUUCCAGCUGGGGUACAAUGAAGAGGGCCAUUGUAAGGGAGAGGUGGAUGCCUCUCUACCCCGACCUCAGAGACUGAGCUGGGACAUCACCCCAGAGGUGAACCAUCCUUCCUUCUCCUUCCUUUAAUUUCUUCAUCCAUCCAUUUAUCUAUCCAUUCUUUCAAUUAUCCAUCCACAUCCUUUGGAAAUCUCUCCUUGACUAUAGGAAUAUUUUCUGGACAUUGUAAUGCCCAUAUUCUUAAUCGUUCAUUUCAUAACGCAUCAUGCGUGCAUCAUACGAAUGUGUAAUUCCAAUGAGAACACAAAUUCUCUUCCCAUCAAUGUAUAUACAUGUACACCUCAAUGGCCAUGCGCUAAACUCUUCUUUGACACCAAGUGGUCUUAUGAUCCAGUGUUGCCUUUUCCCAUCCUCUCUCUGUCCUAGUGUCAGGAGCAGAUCUCCCAGUCUCUGGGGGUGGCCCAGGCCCUGGCCGAUGAUGUGGACUUCCACGUCUUCUCCUUCCGGGACUUUGGAAAGGGCAGGAUCAAGAAGUGCCGCAUCAGUCCCGACGCCUACAUCCAGCUGGCCCUUCAGCUGGCCUACUACAGGGUGAGGGGACCGCUCGAAGCGGACAUUAACACACGUACACACACGCGUAUACUUUUUUUGUGGUGGGGGAUGACCUAUGCACUAUGUUACUUAGUGUGGCUUCAAUGUAACAACAAUUUAACAUUGGCAAAUGUAAACUAAAGUAAAUGAGCACAAAACAUGAUCGUUUCUGUUGCCUCCUUACAAUCUCUCAUCCCAUCCUUUUCCCCACUCCCCUCUCAGGACAGGGGCAUGUUCUGUCUGACCUACGAGGCCUCCAUGACCCGUCUGUUCAGGGAGGGCCGGACCGAGACUGUGCGCUCCUGCUCCAAUGAAAGCUGUGCCUUCGUCAAAGCCCUGGAGGGAGGAGAGGUAGGGAGCAUGGAAUCUUACUCGGAAUACUUUCUCACAAUACUUCCUCAUAAUAUUUACUCAAUGUUAACUCGUAAAGAAAUUACUCUCCCUCAUCUCUCUUGCUCUUUACCCUUUUUCUCUUUCUGUCCCUCUCCCCCCUUCCCCUCUCUCUCUAACUCCCUCUCUACCCCUAACUCCCUCUCUACCCCUCUCGUCCUAACUCCCUCGCUCGCUCUCUCCCCCCUCUGUCCACCAGGGGGUAGAGGUGUGCAGGAGGCUUUUCCGCCAAGCCUCAGAGAAGCACCAGAACCUGUACAAACAUGCCAUGACCGGCGCCGGCAUCGACAGGCACCUCUUCUGUCUCUACGUGGUCUCCAAAUACCUUGGCGUGGACUCUCCCUUCCUGAAAGAGGUGUGGGUUUUUUUGUGUUGCUUUUCUGUAAGAACAUUUCGAUUCCAUACGACUGACUCAUGGCUCUGUUGUUUUUUUAAGCAGUUCAGUCUUACACAAAUAAAUAAUAAUUAUAUCCAUGAUAUAUAUCAGAAGAUAGUCUUUUUUAAAUAAAUAGUUCCAGAAAACACAGUGGUAUAUAUUAUAAUCAGAGAAAAAUCUGCACUGACAUAUUCAUUUGGCAGUAGUCAGAAACACCUUUUGCGCAACAGCCUUUGUUACAACAACGUUGUAUUAUAAACUGGGUAGUGUGGUUUCUGGAUGCUGAUAGGCUGAAACAGCAUUUCAGCAGUGUGUAUAAUGGACAAUAUACCACAGGUAUGACCCAAAAAUACUUGUUUACUGUUAUAUUUAUGUUGGUAACCAACCAGUUUAUAAUAGCAAUAAGGCACCUCAGGGUUUGCGUUGUGCCUAAGAACAGCCCUUAGCCGUAUAUUGGCCAUAUACCACCUCCUCAGGCCUUAUUGCUUAAUUAUAACAUCAGCCAUGUUUGAUCAUCUCUGUGGUGACAUGUCUAGCUUAGUAGAGUAACAACACUGUCCCUGCCUGUGUUGUCCCAGGUGCUGUCCGAGCCAUGGCAUCUCUCCACCAGUCAGACUCCUGUCCAGCAGGUGGAGCUGUUUGACAUGGUCAACCACCCAGAGUACAUCUCCUGUGGCGGAGGCUUUGGCCCGGUCAGUACCUCUCGGUCUCUCACUUUGUCUCCAAACACCUCUUUAAUUGCAUAACUUGGUGGAAUAACCGAAUGCUUACAACAUUAGUACAUCAUUUGUCAACGAGCAUAUCAGCUCAACUUGGAGAAAGAUUGUGUUUCCGUGCAGAAGCCUGCAUGCGCAAGACAUCGUGUUAUAGCAUAUGCCAACCUAUACUGUAGCUGUGUUGUGCUACAAAGCUGGGCUUCGAGAGAGCGAAGUAUGUGCUCGUCUUUCCUAGGUGGCAGACGAUGGUUACGGGGUGUCCUACAUCAUCAUUGGAGAGAACAUGAUCAACUUCCACAUCUCCUGCAAGCACUCCUGCCCACAGACUGUGAGUACCACUGAUCGGUCCACAGGGAGGUACUUUACACCACAUGUCCAAACCUAAACAAUGCCCUCAUUGUUUCAUUUCCUAAGCUAAUUGAGAUUUUGAGUUUGAUAACGGAUACAUAUUUUGGCUAAGCAAACAAUUCUUGGGACUCGUCUUUCUCUUGUUCAUUUAUUCUGUCUCUCUCAUGCUCUCUUAGGGCUCCCAAAAGUAUGGAGGUCAGAUCAGGCAGGCCCUGCUGGACCUGCUUCAGCUGCUCUGCCCAGACCAAAGAGAACCCUCUAGAACAGACCAGAGCCAGACCAAGAAGGACCUGUAGAUCUGGAGAGGAGAAACAGAAUCAAGGGGGAAGAGGAGGAAACGGGG